ACACAGCUCUAUUAUCACGUAAUCCCGGAAAACGACUUGAUCGGGCCGAAUGCUCUUCAGUCAUUCCCGCGCUCUUCUAUCGCGCUCAUACGUUUCUGCGUUGAACUCUACAUCCCCGACAAUCGAUACGCGGACGGGUUUACUGAGAAGCUUCAAGACCGUUGCUAGUUUAUUUUCUCUUCCUCGACCAGAAUCAAACGGAGACGAGGCUCUAGUGUUUGCCGUGAAGAGAGGAAAGUUAUUCAGGGAAAAUGAAAACAAUUUGGGUAAUUGGUGGGCCAGGAUGCGGCAAAGGAACGCAAUGUGACCGUAUGAUUGAAAAGUAUGGAUUUCUUCACUUGAGCAGUGGUGAUUUAUUGAGAGCAGAAGUUGCUAGUGGCAGCGAAAGAGGUGCGUCGCUUCAGGAUCUAAUGUCCAAGGGACUAUUUGUGCCAACGGACAUUGUGCUGGAGCUCAUAAAGGAACAGAUGGAUAAAGCUCGUGAGGAAGGAACCACAGAGACUGGAUUUCUUAUCGAUGGUUACCCUCGUGAGAAGGAUCAGGGAAUACUCUUCGAGGAAAAGGUUUGCCCUGUCGACUUAAUUCUCUUCUUCGAUGUAGCGAAUGAUACUCUGAAGAAGAGACUCCUUGGACGCGCUGCUGUGUCCCAAAGGGCAGAUGAUAAUGAAGAGACAAUAAAAAAAAGAAUCGAGAUAUUUAAUGCAAAAAACAGCGAGAUUGUCGAAUAUUACAAAGACAAAGUUAUGAGAAUUAAUGCGGAAGGAACAGUCGAUGAAAUAUUCGCCGAAGUAACGAAAGCGCUGGACACUUUAUUCUUGGCAGCUCUGAUUCAGUGUUGUCAGUAAAGGAAGUGUAGUACCAACCUAUAGAAAUAGUAGUACUUAUGCCGUACCACCAUAACAAAAUAGCAGUACAAAUAGUCGUACACAUUUAGCUUUUUUUUACCGACUCAAGCAACAAGCUGGCCCCAGCUUACUGCCUGAGCCAGUAAAAAAUAAAAGUUAAAUGUUUAUGGCUAUUUGUCCUACUAUUUUGUCAUAUAAAAUAUAUAAAAUGGCGUUAAAAUGGCACGUUCAACAAUAUUUUGACCUUAUAAUAAUUAUAAUAACGUCACAUUAAUUUUUAUUACGUGUCAUUUAUAAAUAAAGACAAUUUGGAUAAAACAAAAUGAUGAGAUUGCUUUAAAAUAUUUGUAAAAAUGUACGAAAACUGUGCUUAUCUCCCCUGACAGUCAGUAAAUAAUCGUAAAAAGUAAUGAAAGACACAUGAAGUGCUUUUAUUCAAUGCGCAUGCGUAGCUUAUUUCCACUUACACGUGCCUUUAUCACUUUACGAUUUAUAAACACAGUUUUCGUCCAUUUGUACAAAUGUUUUAAAGCAAUCUCAUCAUUUUGUUUUAUUCAAAUUGUCUUUAUUUAUAAAUGACCUG
Molecule: messenger RNA, 1428 nt
Organism: Trachymyrmex cornetzi
Lineage: Eukaryota; Metazoa; Arthropoda; Insecta; Hymenoptera; Formicidae
Gene: Ak1
Product: Adenylate kinase 1
Exons: 5
Coding region: 252-845 (197 amino acids)
Biological process (GO): nucleobase-containing compound metabolic process
Molecular function (GO): nucleobase-containing compound kinase activity; ATP binding
Source: RefSeq, a predicted model, not a curated record